This is a messenger RNA of Fimicolochytrium jonesii, 1769 nucleotides long. RefSeq lists its product as uncharacterized. Bases 218 to 1396 code for a protein of 392 amino acids. The transcript has 7 exons. NCBI's taxonomy places the organism in Eukaryota, Fungi, Chytridiomycota, Chytridiomycetes, Spizellomycetales, Powellomycetaceae. The record is from RefSeq and is a predicted model, not a curated record.
UUGCUGUUCAAUCCCGGUAAUUUUGGAUGGUGCUCGGCUGGUUCUGGCUGCGCCAAUGUUGGAAAUGACAAGCCUGCUGGAAGCUCCCCAACCACGAUCCCUUCUUCAUCUUUCUCGCCUUCGGAGAGCUCACCCUCGUUCGUGCUGCCCUUCCUUCGUCACUUUGUAAGCUAUCGUUCGCAGGACGGCAGAAUCUUUGCGUAAAUCAAUACAGUAUAUGACGAGCAACGGAAUGGAUACCGAAGCAGCCAUUUCAAAGCGGGGAGCCGAAGCUUCCACGCGAAUCCCAUUGCUAGUUUACUUCGUCGGUACGUGUUGGACUUUUCGCAGACCACAGAUUUGGCGCUCACCACCUCUUUGGCGCAAAGCCGUCACUGUCAUCAUUGUCGGUGUGAUUUGUGCAAUCAUCACCGCCAUUUCAUUCAAAGGCGCCAAUGAUACCGUAGAUGACAUUACUUCGGUUUUGCGUGAUGAUGCCAUUGCGCGAGCAUAUGAGUCAGUUAUGGCUAUGAUCGCGGCUGCCCCAAGGCUCGCCUCCACCCUGGGCUCUAGCCGCGUAAUCAGAUCCAUGCUCACCGCCGUCGAAUCCCUUCCAUUCCAAACGCAUCCGAAUUUCUUAGCUGAAUAUCCUGAUGCGAUGUCAGAAAUAUGGUUUUCAACUAUCAGCAAUCCUUCUAUCGGACUCGCAGGCGUCGUCUGCGCUGACGGAUCUCUAAUGCUACAGGCUGCUCAGGCAGGAAUUGCGAUGAUUCAAGAUUCCAGUACAAACUAUACAUUCGGGAUGGAACUUCUCACAAGGCCAGACCCGGAAGGCAGGCUACCUGUUGUGGGGCCCACGACAUUCACUGCCUACGGUGGACCAGGAACUCCCCCGGAUCCCGCGACAAGGCCGAAAGCCACUACAAAUAUCAGCCUUGGCACAUGGGAGCCUGCUAGGGUUGACGACCAGAUCAAUUAUGGAUUCAAUUGGCGUAUCUGGCGCAAUGCUCAGAUCGGGAAUGCCGUCAUUGGAAGCGCGGAUAUCGGCUCUAUCCAGAUCUCCUUAUCGACUGCAUCUCUUGAGCCGAUGCUUCGCAACAUCCACAUCAGCCCCAAUGCCGUUAUUGCACUCUGGGAGAGCGAUGGAACAAUGGUUGCUGCAAAUGUUCCGAACACUGUUCGCGCAGUGGGUUCCGUUGAAAGGGCCAAAGCUAACAAUACGACGGACGCACUCAUCCGAGCUUCCGCACAAGUCCUUCUGGAGAUGACCGGCGAUGGGACUUCGUACCUCUCACUGCCAGCUGAUGUCAGAACGACAUUCACGGAUGAUAAGCGAGGCAUAGUACUGAUGCAAUCCAAGUGGGUGAAGGAUAUCUAUGGAUUGCAAUGGCUAUUAGCGACUUCACUGCUAGCUUAGAUAAAGCGCGAACUAAAAUCAUUUUCGGAGUCGUCGGAGCGAGCAUCGGACUCGCAUUAGCAUCCUUCGCGCUUUCGUACGCUCUGGUGAUCCCGAUCCGGCGCCUAUCCACCAUCAUGGAGCAAGCUACAAUGUUCGAUUUUUCUGCAGCACGCUCGUCCACAUUUUUGACCCAUUCCAGCAUCUUUGAACCCGCGGAGAUCGCCCGAUGUAAAGCCGUCUUCAAGACAAUGUUGACAAAAUUUGCCUCAGCCAUACAAGACAACAGGAACUUAAUGAAAAGUACGACAACGGCAACACCAAAAUCUGACAGCAAACACAAGUCGUUGUCGAAGUGACUGUCCUGCGAACCCUCAUCGAUGCUGGCUGGUAA